AUGAGCAAACCCAGGGAAAUCACAGGACGAAGGGACUCCAUUGCUAAACUCACACGCUCACUGUUUAACUCCAGACAGAAUUCGCCACGCUCAUAUUCCGCCUCGAAUCUGUAUCAAAGAAAUACUACUUUUCUCAACCUGAACGGAACUCCUGUGCUGCUCUCUUCUGAGAAUGUCUUAGAAGACUCCAGCAGCGACGGUCACGAGCCUGAACACAAUGAACCGGACUUGGCUCUGGGUAUGAAAGAUCCCAAGGUUCUUGAAAACGUGGCUAAACACCUUAAGACUUCUGAAAGGGAGGGUCUCACCUCUGAAGGUGGUGACAUAACCAGAGCCAUAUACAAACUAGGCAGCGAGAACAAGCCGGGCCUUAAGAGAUCAAAGUCAGAUACCCUGGUUGAAGCAAGGUCAAGAAGGGCCUCGUGUGCAUCCAGUUUGAACGUUCCUGGAGGCUUUAGAAGACAAUUCGUCAUAGCCAACAGAAAGAGAACACCUAAUCUCGUCACCAGAAACUUUGUUGAGUUUUUGAGUAUCUACGGACACUUUGCAGGUGAGAAUUUGGAGGACGACGAUGACGUGGCCUGCCACUACGAGGCAUACACGCCCUUUGGAGAAGACACGCCGUUACUUCCAGAUGGCAUCAAUCCUAACGGAACAGCUUCCAACAAAAAGGCAUACUUCUUGCUAUUGAAGGCAUUUGUUGGAACAGGCGUGUUAUUUUUGCCAAAAGCAUUCUCAAGCGGUGGCCUCGUAUUUUCCGCUUUGACGUUGUUCUUCUUUGGUCUUCUUUCCUUCUGGUGUUACUACAUUUUGGUACAAUCCAAGGUGGCCACCAAGGUGACAGGGUUUGCAGAAAUUGGCCUCAAGACGUAUGGCGUCACUCUUCAACGGUUGAUUCUUUUCCUGAUUAUCAUUUCACAAGUUGGUUUCGUGGCAGCCUACAUUGUGUUCACCGCAGAAAACCUUAGAGCAUUCUGUGUCAACAUUUCAUCUUAUAAAACUGAGGAUCUUGACAUUUUUUGGUUUGUCUCGUUGCAAGCUAUAGUGUUGGCUCCUCUUUCCUUGAUUAGAGACAUCACUCGUCUCUCACUUUCAGCACUCGUGGCCAAUGUCUUCAUUUUUGCAGGCUUGGCCACCAUCCUUUACUACACCAUGAGACAGUUUAUCCAGAACAACUUUGCUCCUGGAGAAGGCAUCCACUUUCUCUUUAAUAAGUCAGAGUCGUCCUUGUUUAUUGGUGUGGCCAUUUUUGCAUUCGAGGGUAUCGGGCUCAUCAUACCUAUACAAGAGUCCAUGAUAUACCCAAGAACUUUCCAAAACAUUUUCGUGUUCAUUGGCUCCAUUGGCUACCUCACGUAUGGUAAGGAUAUUGAUACCGUCAUUCUCCUUAACCUCCCUCAAAAGUCGCCCACGGUGAUCAUGACCCAAGUGCUCUACGCAUCUGCCAUUCUCUUGUCGACACCAAUUCAGAUUUUCCCAGCAGUCCGUCUCAUCGAGCUGAAGUGCUUUCUGCCCCAUAAAUCAGGGAGAACAUCAUCCAACAUCAAAUGGCAGAAAAACCUCCUCCGUGUUCUCUUUGUCUUCACGACAGCCACCAUUGCAUUGUACGGAGGGAAGAAUCUCGACAAGUUCGUGUCGUUUGUCGGUUGCUUCGCCUGCAUUCCGUUAGUCUACAUGUACCCACCAAUGUUGCACCUCAAGACCUGUUGUCAGCAAGAAUGUGAAGACUGCUUCAUCAUCAAGCCUGACCCCGAGGCCACCAAAAAGAAGUGGUUGGCUCGCCUUGACUAUACGCUCAUCUUCCUUGGAGCAUUGGCCGUGGUCUACACCACGUACGACAUCUUGACCCACUAA
Molecule: messenger RNA, 1854 nt
Organism: Candidozyma duobushaemuli
Lineage: Eukaryota; Fungi; Ascomycota; Pichiomycetes; Serinales; Metschnikowiaceae
Gene: AVT4
Product: Avt4p
Exons: 2
Coding region: 1-1854 (617 amino acids)
Biological process (GO): amino acid transmembrane transport
Molecular function (GO): amino acid transmembrane transporter activity
Source: RefSeq, a predicted model, not a curated record